UCCCGAUUCUGAAAAUUCCAAUUUUUUCAAUGGCAGUUGCGAUGGGGAAACUGAAACCAAACGCACUCACUCCCUCGUAGACCGAACCAAAAAAGAAGACAAGAUAAAACUACAAGCUGUCUUAGAUCUAGAAAGUCAGAUCCAAACUUCAUAUAUUUCCGUUUGAUUCUCGAGAAAGAGAGAGGGAAAAAUGGAAAGAAUGGAGAAGUUCAUAGAUAACUUGCCUCCGAUGGAUCUGAUGCGGUCGGAGAAAAUGACGCUUGUUCAACUAAUUAUUCCUGUCGAGUCCGCUCACCGAGCCAUUUCUUAUCUCGGUGAGCUCGGUCUGCUUCAGUUUCGUGAUCUAAAUGCUGAGAAAAGUCCUUUUCAACGAACAUUUGUUAAUCAGGUAAAGCGGUGUGGAGAAAUGUCGAGAAAGCUACGCUUUUUCAAAGAUCAAAUUAGUAAAGCGGGUCUACUAUCUUCAUUACACCCUGUUGUGGAGCCAGAUGUAGAAUUGGAGGAAUUAGAGAUACAACUUGCCGAACAUGAGCAUGAGCUAAUUGAAAUGAACUCAAACAGUGAAAAACUUCGACAAACAUACAAUGAACUUCUGGAGUUCAAGAUUGUUUUGGAAAAGGCAGGUGGUUUUCUUGUGUCAAGUAAUAACCAUGCAGUUGACGAGGAAAGGGAAUUAAGUGAGAAUGUAUACUCAAAUGAUGGUUAUGUUGAGACAGCAUCAUUACUUGAACAGGAAAUGAGGCCUGCAGACCAGUCUGGGUUGAGAUUCAUCAGUGGCAUCAUUUGUAAAUCCAAGGCUCUUAGAUUUGAGAGGAUGUUGUUUCGUGCUACCAGAGGCAAUAUGCUUUUUAAUCACGCACCAGCUGGUGAAGAAAUCAUGGAUCCUGUAUCUGCUGAAAUGGUUGAGAAAACGGUAUUUGUAGUUUUUUUCUCCGGGGAGCAGGCAAAAACAAAGAUUUUGAAAAUUUGUGAAGCAUUUGGAGCCAAUUGCUAUCCUGUACCUGAUGACAUUAGUAAACAGAGGCAAAUAACCAGAGAAGUUUUGUCACGUCUUUCUGAAUUGGAAACCACGUUGGAUGCCGGUAUUCGCCAUCGGAAUAAAGCUUUGACUUCGGUUGGAUACCAUCUAACACAUUGGAUGAGCAUGGUACGAAGGGAGAAAGCUGUAUAUGAUACAUUGAAUAUGUUGAAUUUUGAUGUUACAAAGAAAUGUCUCGUUGGGGAGGGAUGGUGUCCUAUAUUUGCAAAAGCUCAGAUUCAAGAGGCAUUGCAACGCGCAACAUUUGAUAGCAAUUCCCAAGUGGGUAUAAUAUUUCAUGUGAUGGAUGCUGUGGAAUCACCUCCUACGUAUUUCAGAACAAACCGUUUCACAAAUGCAUAUCAGGAGAUUGUUGAUGCAUAUGGUGUUGCUAGAUAUCAGGAGUCAAAUCCUGCCGUUUACACUGUUAUCACUUUUCCGUUUCUUUUUGCGGUGAUGUUUGGUGAUUGGGGUCAUGGAAUAUGCUUGUUAUUGGGAGCAUUGGUCCUCAUAGCUCGAGAAAGCAGGCUAAGCACUCAGAAACUUGGAAGCUUUAUGGAGAUGCUAUUUGGGGGGCGCUAUGUACUCCUUUUAAUGUCACUUUUUUCCAUUUAUUGUGGGUUAAUUUACAAUGAAUUCUUUUCUGUUCCCUUUCACAUAUUUGGUGGUUCUGCUUACAAAUGCCGAGAUGCUACCUGCAGAGAUGCACAGUCAGCUGGUUUAAUCAAAUUUCGUGAUCCGUACCCAUUUGGUGUGGAUCCUAGCUGGCGUGGAAGUCGUUCAGAGUUGCCUUUUCUGAACUCUCUUAAAAUGAAGAUGUCAAUUUUGCUGGGUGUGGCCCAGAUGAACCUAGGAAUCAUAUUAAGUUAUUUCAAUGCACGUUUUUUUCGCAACUCUCUGGAUAUUAGGUAUCAGUUUGUGCCACAGAUGAUAUUUCUCAACUCCCUUUUUGGGUAUCUUUCACUUCUCAUCAUAAUUAAGUGGUGCACCGGUUCUCAAGCAGACCUUUAUCAUGUGAUGAUCUAUAUGUUUUUGAGUCCCACCGAUGAUCUUGGUGAUAAUGAGUUGUUCUGGGGCCAGAGACCACUUCAGAUCGUACUGCUGCUUUUGGCGUUAGUUGCAGUUCCAUGGAUGCUCUUUCCUAAACCUUUUAUUUUGAAGAAGCUUCAUUCUGAGAGAUUUCAAGGUCGCACCUAUGGCAUGCUUGGUACCUCUGAGUUUGAUCUUGAUGUGGAACCCGAUUCUGCACGGCAACAUCAUGAGGAGUUCAACUUUAGUGAGGUUUUUGUGCACCAAAUGAUACACUCCAUUGAGUUUGUUCUAGGUGCUGUCUCAAACACAGCAUCGUAUCUUCGACUUUGGGCUUUAAGCUUGGCACAUUCUGAAUUAUCGACCGUUUUCUACGAGAAAGUCCUACUACUUGCUUGGGGGUAUGACAACAUUGUCAUUCGAUUAGUUGGGCUAGCGGUUUUUGCCUUUGCAACGGCUUUCAUACUACUCAUGAUGGAGACACUUAGCGCUUUCCUUCAUGCCUUGCGUCUUCACUGGGUGGAAUUUCAAAAUAAAUUCUACCAUGGUGAUGGCUACAAGUUCAAACCUUUCUCAUUUGCCUUGAUAACAGAGGACGAUGAUUAGUUAAACGAUAAUCCUGCUUUUUGUUUUUAGAUUAAGUUUGCAAGAGAGAAGAUGAGAACUAUUUUGAUGAUGAAGGCUACACAAAGAUGGAUAUAUUUGGCAGACGUCACAAUUUGGCUGGUGGGAGUUUGCUCUUCUUAACCCAGCUUUUGUGCUACACAAAUUUGACUUAGGAAUGUGAAACCCUGGCAACACAUUUUUUCUAAUGUAUUGAUAUACCAAGAGCACAUUAAGAGGUAAGUGCAAUUUUUUCUUUUAAUUUUGUUUCAUCAAAAUAGGAGAAAUGGGUUGGUUAGGAGGGAGGAGGGGGUGUUGGAGCUAGUUGUAAAGAGGAGCUCUGGAUUCAUUAUACCAUUUACCUUGGCCUGGAUUUUAAUUUUUUGUCUUCAAUUGGGGAGAAGGCGGGGUAGAAUUGGAAGGGUUGGAUUUUAUAAAAUCUUAUACACACACAAAAUAGUGUGGAUUUUGCAGGUACAUAGCCUUUUGUCAUAUUCUUAAUGUAAUGAUUAAUCAUAUUCUUAAAGAAUUCAAUUUUUUUUUUGGCCUGGAUAUGGUUAUAUAGAGAAAAUUCCAAGAAUAAAUUUAUUUGCC
Molecule: messenger RNA, 3244 nt
Organism: Theobroma cacao (cacao)
Lineage: Eukaryota; Viridiplantae; Streptophyta; Magnoliopsida; Malvales; Malvaceae
Gene: VHA-A1
Product: vacuolar proton ATPase A1
Biological process (GO): proton transmembrane transport; vacuolar acidification
Cellular component (GO): vacuolar proton-transporting V-type ATPase complex; vacuolar proton-transporting V-type ATPase, V0 domain
Molecular function (GO): proton-transporting ATPase activity, rotational mechanism; ATPase binding
Source: RefSeq, a predicted model, not a curated record